Vitrella brassicaformis is the source of this 2208-nucleotide messenger RNA. NCBI's taxonomy places the organism in Eukaryota, Vitrellaceae. The record is from the annotation of a GenBank genome assembly.
GCUGUGUCAUCGCUUUAUGUGUGGAUGGACCAGACGAGAAACUUCAUGUCCUAUGUGCGCAUCAGUGACUCGCACUUAAGGAGGGGUCAUUGUCUUGCCUGCAAACACUCGUCAUCGACACAGAUAUCCAGACAGAUAGACAGCGAGAGGGAUAGAUAGAUUACACACAAAAAUACCCACCCAGUGGGCAUUCGUUCGUCCAUCCUUACGCACACGACACGGCCUCACUCACUGAUCGAACUCCUGUAUGUCACAAUCACCAUCAGCCCACAAGAAGGAAGCCGCAGAGAAGGCAGAGAGGAGAUGGGGAGACUAGGGAAGCGGUCGAGAAUAGGCAGGUAGGGUACAAGGGAAAAAGAGGGCGGUGGAGUCGCCCCCACCCUCUCUCACUCUCACUGGCUCUCGCUCGCUCGCAUCACGAACGUCAAUCGGCAGCCAGCCAGCCAGCCAGCCAGCCAGACGGCGAAGUACAAAACUGGGCAGAUGCCCUCCCCCCUCCGCCUCCUCUCUCCUCUCGUGUGUCCGUCUGUCGGUCCUGCUGACUGCGUUGCGUGAAGGCGCCAAGAACCACCCUGCCCCACCCUCCCCCUCUGAAUCUUGUUUGCCAUCCUGUAUGAGGAGGCCCGGCCUGACUGACUCACUGACUGACGACGUUGACACUGUCCCCCCCUCUCUCCCUCCCUCCCUCUCUCCCCCUCCCUGCUGCGUCACUCUCUCAGUCCCUCGGCUGCCGGAGCUCCUGGUUCAUCUCGAGUUCUCUCAGUUUGUAGCCGAUGGCGAUCUGCCACAGGCACAGCUGGGCCAGGCUGGUGCCCGUCUGCUGCAGGAUCGUCUCGGCCCGUGCGUCGCGAGACCGAGCCCCUCCCAUCCCCAACAGGACAGACUUGGUCAGCUGGCCAUUCAAAACACACACACACACAAACAUGAGGCGACUUGGCGCAUCCCUGCGACACGUGUGUGUGAGUGUUUGCAUGUCAUCACCUGUUUGAUGGCUUCUACAAGGUCGUCUGGGAGGUUUGUGACCUCUGCGGAGCGCCGCUUGAGAUACAUCUUCAUGUAGGCCAUCAGCUCGGCCGCCUCGCUGCCCUUGCCGUACUCACCCGAUCGCCUCAUCACCACCCGACCCUCCUCGUCGGCCUUGCUCAGCUCCCGCUGCCGAUCUAUCCGCCGCGACAGCCGGGACAGACGCUGCUUGAGGGCAUCGCGCUCGGCCUCCAGCUCCCUCACGUACUCGGACACAUCUGCCUCGACCGUCCGCCCGUCGGAAGUGGUGAGACUGAUGGUCCCAGUGGCCUCGCUGGCUGGCUCCUUGCCUCCCCCCUUCUUCUUGCCCGAAGAUGAAGGCCCUUUCUUUUUCUGCGCUUUGGCCUUUGGCCUGCCCUCGGCGACGUCGGCCUCCUCCAUUGCUCCAGACAGGCGAUAACGGUACUCGGCAUGCUUGAGGAUGUAGCCGGCCAUGCACACCUGCCAGAUGAGGGCCGCCAGCCUCUCGCCCGUCGUCAAGACUGUCGUCUCGAGUGAGAACUUUGGGAUGGUCCCCAGAAAGCCACGGACAGUCGAGAUGGCGACCUCCUUGGCCUGCGGCGACGCCCCCGCCAUGAAGCUCUGCGUGAGAUCCCGAGGGCUCCACUGAGCGAUCUGCCGAAAGAACUCAUUUUCAGAAUCCUCGAGGGAAAGAGGGAGGUCAAACUCGCCAGCCGCCUUGCCCGCGAAAGACCCUCCGAACACCGUGUUGUUGUCGCCUCCGUGUGCACCAGCCAGGGGCAGGUCCCACCGCACUGGCUGAGAUUGCGACAUGAGCUCGUCCAGCAGGUUGCCCUCCUCCUUCUCGUCGUCCUCAAGCCCCUCAUCUGAGAACUUAAAGCUGGCGUGAGGCGGCUGCCGUGUCGGCCGCCGCCGCCUGUCAGCCUGAGAGCCAGCUGAAGACGAUGAGAACGCUGAGAGCGAUGGGAGGGGAGGGGAAAGGAAGGAUGAGGGCGAGGAUGCUGCCCUUGACCAUCUCCUCCGCGGCAGGGCGCUCCUCGCAGAUGAGCAGAUCACAAGAGAUAGAGAGCCGAGGACGAAGCAGAUGAGGAGGCGCAUCUGGCGUGUGAGUGAGCAGCGGCGAUUCAAGAUGCUAUGUUCAUCCCGCGGAAAGGCUGACAAAGGUGGCCGGGUGGCAGCGGACGGAGUGCCUCUUCGCUGUUGCGUCAUCAUCAUCAAACCGCC